Messenger RNA from Leptonychotes weddellii (Weddell seal), 3918 nucleotides. The record is from RefSeq and is a predicted model, not a curated record. Lineage: Eukaryota; Metazoa; Chordata; Mammalia; Carnivora; Phocidae.
GCUCCAGACUUCACAGGCGGCGGCGGGCGCGGCGGUCUUGCCCAGCGCGAGGCCGGCGCUGUGCUCACCCCGGAGAUCGCUGCUCUCCAGUCGGGCGCAGACGGCGGCUUUGCGGCUCGCGGAGGAUUGGAAGGGCGUGGUCCAGGUCGGGGGCUUUCUCCUGGCCGCCUCCUGCCUCGUCCCGUCUCGAGGCGCCUCCGGGGAAAGCCACGGCCCCGAGGGCGGAUCCGAGGCACAGGUCAUCUUUAAUACAGCUCUCAUUGGACUGAAGUGGAAGCAUAAGAAUUGGAGCAUAUUUUCAUUUUUGAGAACCCAGGAGUGAAAACCACAAUGAAUGGUCAUAUUUCUAAUCAUCCCAGUGGUUUUGGAAUGUAUCCAGCUCAAAUGAAUACAUUAAGAGAUGAAAGAUACAAGCCAGUUUUUAUCUUUUUACCAAAGAAACAAAGGAAGAAUUAUGCUCGGGACAGUGUCAGCAGUGUGUCCGAUAUAUCCCAAUAUCGUGUUGAACACUUGACCACCUUUGUUCUGGAUCGGAAAGAUGCUAUGAUAACUGUUGAUGAUGGAAUAAGGAAGCUGAAAUUGCUCGAUGCCAAGGGCAAAGUGUGGACCCAGGAUAUGAUUCUUCAGGUGGACGACAGAGCUGUGAGCCUGAUUGAUUUAGAAUCGAAGAAUGAACUAGAGAAUUUUCCUUUAAGCACAGUCCAGCACUGCCAAGCUGUGAUGCAUUCCUGUAACUAUGAUUCAAUUCUCGCCCUGGUGUGCAAAGAGCCAACUCAAAACAAGCCCGAUCUUCAUCUUUUCCAGUGUGAUGAGAUUAAGGCAAACCUCAUUAGUGAAGACAUUGAGAGUGCGAUCAGUGACAGUAAAGGAGGGAAACAGAAGAGGCGGCCUGAAGCCCUGAGGAUGAUUUCCAAAGCAGACCCUGGUAUACCGCCUCCGCCAAGAGCUCCUGCCCCGGUGCCCCCUGGGACUGUUACCCAGGUGGAUGUUAGAAGUCGGGUGGCAGCCUGGUCUGCAUGGGCUGCUGACCAAGGGGACUUUGAGAAACCAAGGCAGUAUCAUGAGCAGGAAGAAGCACCUGAAAUGAUGGCGGCCCGAAUUGACAGAGACGUGCAAAUAUUAAACCACAUUUUGGAUGACAUUGAAUUUUUUAUCACAAAACUCCAAAAAGCAGCUGAAGCAUUUUCUGAGCUUUCUAAAAGGAAGAAAAGUAAGAAAGGUAAAAAGAAAGGACCAGGAGAGGGUGUUUUAACUCUGCGGGCAAAACCUCCCCCUCCUGAGGAGUUUGUUGACUGUUUACAAAAGUUUAAACAUGGAUUUAACCUUCUGGCCAAACUGAAGUCUCACAUCCAGAAUCCGAGUGCUGCAGAUUUGGUUCAUUUUUUAUUUACUCCAUUAAAUAUGGUGGUGCAGGCAACAGGAGGUCCUGAACUAGCCAGUUCAGUACUCAGCCCCCUAUUGACUAAGGACACAAUUGAGUUCUUAAAUUAUACUGUCAACAAUGAUGAAAGACAGCUGUGGAUGUCACUGGGCGAAACGUGGAUGAAAGCCAGAGCAGAAUGGCCAAAAGAGCAGUUCAUCCCACCAUAUGUCCCGCGGUUCCGCAACGGUUGGGAGCCUCCCAUGCUCAGCUUCAUGGGCGCACCGAUGGAACAAGAUCUUUAUCAGUUGGCUGAGUCUGUGGCAAAUGUAGCAGAACAUCAGCGCAAACAGGAGACAAAAAGAUUAUCCACAGAGCAGUCCAGUGUAUCAGAGUAUCCUCCAGCUGAUGGGUAUGCAUUCAAUAACAUGUACACAAGAGGGCCCCAUCCGGACCAAGGGGAAGCGGUUGUGGCUUUUAAGCCAACUCCUAAUCGCCACGUAGAUAGAAAUUAUGAUCCACUCAAAGCACAACCCAAGAAAUAUGCCAAAUCCAAGUAUGACUUUGUGGCAAGGAACAGCAGUGAGCUCUCAGUUCUAAAGGAUGAUAUUUUAGAGAUCCUUGAUGAUAGAAAGCAGUGGUGGAAAGUUCGAAAUGCAAGUGGAGACUCUGGAUUUGUGCCAAAUAACAUUUUGGAUAUUGUGAGACCUCCAGAAUCAGGAUUAGGGCGUGCUGAUCCACCUUACACGCAUACCAUACAGAAACAAAGGAUGGAGUAUGGUCCCAGACCAGCUGAUACUCCCUCUGCCCCAUCACCUCCUCCAACACCAGCUCCUGUUCCUGUCCCGCUUCCUCCUUCUACCCCAGCACCUGUUUCUGUGCCAAAGGUCCCGGCAAAUGUAACCCGUCAGAACAGCAGCUCUGGUGACAGUAUUGUGCGAGAUAACCAGAAACACAAACAACUUCCCAUGGACCGAAGGAAAUCUCAGAUGGAGGAAGUCCAGGAUGAGCUCAUCCACAGACUGACCAUUGGCCGGAGUGCCGCCCAGAAGAAGUUCCACGUGCCACGGCAGAAUGUGCCAGUUGUCAAUAUCACUUACGACUCCACACCAGAAGAUGUGAAGACAUGGUUACAGUCGAAGGGGUUCAGCCCUGUGACUGUCAAUAGUCUUGGAGUACUAAACGGUGCACAACUUUUCUCUCUCAACAAAGAGGAACUGAGGACAGUCUGCCCUGAAGGGUCCAGAGUCUUUAGCCAAAUCACUGUACAAAAAGCUGCAUUAGAGGAUAACAGUGGCAGCUCCGAGUUGCAAGAAAUCAUGCGGAGACGACAGGAAAAAAUCAGUGCCGCGGCUAGCGAUUCGGGAGUGGAGUCUUUUGAUGAGGGAAGCAGUCACUAAUUUGUUUUUAAACUCCAUUUAAAUUUGUGGCAUUAUUCCAACAUGCUUUGUUUUAAGAAGCCAUGAAGGGAAUGUCAGAUUCUUAUUUCUCAGAAUACUUAAGUUAUCGCCAUAAAGAAACAAUGCAAACAUAAGUAAGCGGAGGACUUGUUUCCUGGCCCAUUAUUUUUAUUAAAACUGAGUAAUUUUAAAUAGCUGUUUUGCCCUUGAGAAAUAUUUUGCCUGCUUUACCCAGGUGAUGUUUCUUUCAUUGGAUUAAUUAUUUCAUCUCCCAUCUCAGUGUGUAAGCAGGCAGCUUUUAACAGUGGUGAAUUUAUUUACUGCAGCAAAACAGAGAUAUUGCCCGUGACUUAAAAUCGAAAUAAUUUCAGUUUUGCCCAUGACUCUGGUGUCUGUCAUUCAGAGCGUAGCUUACUUUAGGCUAGCCUCUGCUUACUUAGGUCUCUUCUUUGACAUACUCAAUGAUAGAAUAUUUAGAUUUAUUUAAAGUUCUUAAUGCCAACAGUUUUUUUAAAAAAAUCAGAACAUUUAACGAACUGUAAAAUACAAGGCCUUGGACAUGCAAAUAUAAACCUAUGGAGCAUUCCCAAGACAGUUCAUUUGUCAUGGCUCUGUUGAUCACAAUUCCUUGUAUAGCCUGUAUUUUGAUUUAGUUUAUAUUCUGCUUAUUAUCUGUAUUGUGUUCUUAUAUAUGAGAAAGCACAAGUGGAAAAGAGAUCAGAUGCAGUCAAAAUGUGUCCCAGAAAGUAGCCCGCAUUGGUGUGCAUUACAGUAUUUUGCUUAAUGAAGGCCUCGGUUCUGAAUAUUGAUAUGAGUAGUUAAAUGGAUAUUGGGGCCAUUUUAUGUGUUUAUCUGUGUCAAGUUUUUCUGAUAAGAAGAAACAGUUAAUUUACGUAUAUUUUAAUCCUGUGAAAGAUUCUAGGUAGAGAAAAGAAAGAUACUUAACCUUCAACAAAUGUUAUUUUUGGAAACACAAUUUUUGUCAUUAAAUGUUAUAUUAUUUCACAUAUAUAAAACAGAUGUUAUGUAAGAAUGUUGUAUAUUUUAACAUAAAUCCAUUUAGAGAGAUUAUCUAGAUUCAUUAAUUUUCAUAGUGCCUUUUUCACAUGAGUCAGCUGGAAAGUCUGCAAUAAACAGUAUUUGCUGUAUGUUAAUAAA